AUCUUAUGUAGACGAGCAAACAUUUUUUGCUACACCUUAAAAGACAAUACAUGCUACAUACGAGAUGGGAAGAAGCGAACUGGUCCUCAUCUACGUCUCUUUGAUCAUCACACAGCUCGUUGUCGUCUUCAGCGACGAUAUUGAUUAUACUCUUCUCCACGAUGAUAUGAGAAAAUUAGGCGAAAAAACCGGGAUACGGAAAAAAUGCCUCGCUGAAAACAGCGAUGUAACAGUCAGUAUGCUAGAGCAAGCGGAACUAGGUGAAUUUCCAGACAAUAAUAAUCUGGCUUGUUACUUCAAAUGCGUAGUAGAGAAGGCGGGACUGAUGAAGAAAGACGGCAAAAUCAACUUCAAGCUCUUGCUGAAGAUGAUACCGACGCCUUAUAAGAAGAUCGCAAAUGACAUGUUCGAGGAGUGUCUUAACAUAGAAGGAAGCGAUAAUUGCGAAAAAGCUUACAACUUGAACAAGUGCUUGCACAAGGCGAAUCCUGUGGCGUACUUCGUCAUCUGAAAUGCCGACGAUGUGCACAGCAUUAGUAAGAGCUUCGAAUAUCAUUUAUAAAUCUCCGUUGAGAAAAUAAAGCACUUGACAAUCAUGA
Odontomachus brunneus is the source of this 599-nucleotide messenger RNA. RefSeq names its product general odorant-binding protein 56h-like (gene Obp11). Bases 65 to 511 code for a protein of 148 amino acids. Gene Ontology annotation, cellular component: extracellular region. The transcript is spliced from 6 exons. Gene Ontology annotation, molecular function: odorant binding; dibutyl phthalate binding. NCBI's taxonomy places the organism in Eukaryota, Metazoa, Arthropoda, Insecta, Hymenoptera, Formicidae. Gene Ontology annotation, biological process: sensory perception of smell; olfactory behavior. The record is from RefSeq and is a predicted model, not a curated record.